AUGAGAACAAUCCCCCAUUUCAAGGACAAUGAGGAGUUGGGGCUAGUUCAAGCUAGGUGGUCUUUUGUGAACAAGGAUGAGAAUCUACUGACUAGAUUGCAGAACAUUAACUUAGCUUUCCAUUUCGAGGUAGAGAAGAAAGUAAACGGGGUGUUCCUAAACUUCUUUGGGUUCAAUGGGACUGCUGGUGUUUGGAGGAUUAAGGCUUUGGAGGUUUCUGGUGGUUGGUUAGAGAGGACUACUGUUGAAGACAUGGAUAUCGCUGUCCGGGCUCAUGUCCAUGGCUGGAAGUUCAUUUUCCUAAAUGAUGUUGAGUGUCAGUGUGAAUUGCCUGAAUCAUAUGAGGCUUACAGAAAGCAGCAACACAGAUGGCAUUCCGGUCCUAUGCAAUUGUUUAGACUCUGUCUUCCUCAAAUCAUAUGCACAAAGUGUAUGGAAGAAGUGCAACUUGAUAUUCCUCUUCUUCCUGCUGAGGAAAUUGAUCCUGCCAUUUUAUUCCUUCACCCUCUUCUGCAUAAUCCUCCCCAUGACAAUGUUCAUGCCAGAGGUCUAUUUCAGCUCGGUAGCGCCUACGAGUAUGUCGUUACUAAAAAGUCAGGUCGUUCAUCAGAGAGCGACCUAGUAGCAUUGGGCCAAAAAGAGUCAAAGCAUCAAAGGGGGUCCUCCGAGCCUAAUUUGUUCGACAUGAAGGAAGAUUUGGUGAAGCAAGAACAGAAAGCGAUGAAGAAGAGGAAGCACAACAGGAUAUACACAAAGGAGUUGUCUUUGGCUUUCCUUCUUUUAAGUGAUGCUGCAAGGAGCCUGUUAUCAGCCCAGGGUAUUCAUUUCUACUUUUUGCUGUUUCAAGGAGUAUCAUUCCUUCUGGUUGGUCUAGACUUGAUAGGGGAGCAGGUUCAGUGA
Messenger RNA from Linum trigynum, 900 nucleotides. The record is from the annotation of a GenBank genome assembly. NCBI's taxonomy places the organism in Eukaryota, Viridiplantae, Streptophyta, Magnoliopsida, Malpighiales, Linaceae.